GUUGCUGCAGCAGCUGCCAGGAUACCUUUUGCAUUGCUCUGCUGUCUUUCCAGGCCUCUCCUGGACCAAAGGACUGCUCACCAUGAAGCUGCUCGCCCACAUCCUGUGUCUCUGCCUGGCUCUGGCAUUGGCUCAGUCGCAAGAAGCACAUGCAUCAGCUGUCCUUGACCGCUGUGAAGGCCUUGAGAUGGAUGCUGUUGCAGUGAACGAAGAGGGAAUCCCAUACUUUUUCAAGGGUGAUCAUCUGUUCAAGGGGUUCCAUGGCAAAGCAGAGCUGUCCAAUGAGUCCUUCGCUGAGUUGGAUGACCAUCACCACCUGGGCCAUGUAGAUGCUGCUUUCCGCAUGCAUUACGAGGACAGUCCCUCCGACCACGAUCACAUGUUCUUCUUCUUGGACAAUAAGGUGUUCAGCUAUUACCAACACAAGCUGGAGGACGGCUACCCCAAGGACAUCUCCGAAGUCUUCCCUGGAAUCCCUGACCACCUGGAUGCUGCCGUGGAGUGUCCCAAGUCAGAGUGUGAUGAAGACUCUGUCAUCUUCUUCAAGGGAAAUGACAUCUACCACUACAACGUCAAAACCAAGACUGUAGAUGAUAAAAAGUUCAAGUCCAUGCCAAACUGCACGUCUGCUUUCCGCUUUAUGGAGCACUAUUAUUGUUUCCAUGGACACAUGUUCUCCAAGUUUGAUCCAAAGACCGGCGAGGUGCAUGGCAAAUACCCCAAAGAGGCACGCGACUACUUCAUGAGAUGUUCCAAGUUUAGCGAAGAGAGCGACCACGUGGAGAGAGAGCGCUGCAGCCGUGUUCACCUGGAUGCCAUCACAUCUGACAAUGCUGGGAACAUGUAUGCCUUCAGAGGUCACCAUUUCCUCCGUAAAGAUGAGGGCAAUGACACACUGAAGGCGGACACCAUCGAGAAUGCCUUCAAGGAGCUCCACAGUGAGGUGGACGCUGUUUUCUCUUAUGAGGAUCACCUUUACAUGAUCAAGGAUGAACAUUUAUUUGUUUACAAAGUUGGUGAGCCCCACACCCACCUGGACGGUUACCCCAAGUCUGUGAAGGAGGAGCUGGGCAUCGAGGGUCCCAUUGAUGCCGCAUUUGUCUGCGAGGAUCAUCACAUUGCUCACAUUAUCAAAGGUCAGGACAUCUAUGAUGUGGAACUGAAGGCCAGCCCUCGUGUUGCUGGCAACAAGCGUCCAUUUUCCCUCUUCAAGAAGGUUGAUGCUGCCAUGUGUGGUCCUGGAGGAGUUACGGUGAUCGUAGGCAACCACUUCUACCGCUUUGAAAGCCUCAUGGUGUUUAUUGUUGGCAGGGCCCUGCCUGAGCAGCACAAGGUAUCCCUGGAGCUGUUCGGCUGUGAUCACUAAGAGGCUUGUUUGACAGGACUGAAUGGAUUGUGCAGAACGUCACAUACAACAUGGUGAAACAUGGAAAAACAACAGCACCAACAAUUUCAUGCAGGAGGACCCUAACAACAAGUCACUAAGCUUUUGACUACAUGUGCUUACAGACAAUGAUGCAAUGUUUCAUACUAGUUGUUUCCCUUCAGUGUCUUACCUUAAAAUAACAGUGGUCCUCUGUGUAAAGUGUGCUACCAUGAAGUUAAAGGGUAUUACAUGUUUUUCUGUGAUUCAUUUUGUAGUGUUGUUGUGAAUAAAGAGGAGAGGUAACAAACAA
This is a messenger RNA of Siniperca chuatsi (mandarin fish), 1676 nucleotides long. It is a transcript of the gene hpxa, whose product is annotated as hemopexin a. The coding region runs from base 83 to 1366 and encodes 427 amino acids. Gene Ontology annotation, molecular function: heme transmembrane transporter activity. The transcript is spliced from 10 exons. Gene Ontology annotation, biological process: heme transport; intracellular iron ion homeostasis. The record is from RefSeq and is a predicted model, not a curated record. Lineage: Eukaryota; Metazoa; Chordata; Actinopteri; Centrarchiformes; Sinipercidae.